Molecule: messenger RNA, 4003 nt
Organism: Haliaeetus leucocephalus (bald eagle)
Lineage: Eukaryota; Metazoa; Chordata; Aves; Accipitriformes; Accipitridae
Gene: COBLL1
Product: cordon-bleu WH2 repeat protein-like 1
Exons: 14
Coding region: 142-3498 (1118 amino acids)
Molecular function (GO): actin monomer binding
Source: RefSeq, a predicted model, not a curated record
CCUCAUUACGCAGUCUUUUGCAAUGCUGCUCUGGACCUUGUUUGCUCUUCACUAAGAAAAUCUAAAGCACCGCCUCCUCCAUCUGAAGCAAAACCCAGUGGUGUUUCUCUGUUUGAUGACACAGAAUCAGCCAACCUCAUCAUGGAACAGAAAGAGAAUGUAAUCGAUAAAGAUAUUGAACUGUCAGUGGUCCUGCCAGGAGAUGUGAUCAAGUAUACUACAGUUAACGGGAGGAAGCCCAUGAUGGACUUGCUGAUCUUUCUCUGUGCACAGUACCACUUAAAUCCAUCAAGUUAUACCAUAGAGUUGGUAUCAGCAGAAAACAGUCUGAUUAAAUUUAAACCCAACACACCAGUGGGAAUGCUUGAAGUGGAAAAGGUGAUUGUAAAGCCAAAACAAAUGGAUAAGAAGAAACCUGCUCCGGUUAUACCAGAGCAAACAGUAAGGGUAGUGAUAAACUACAAGAAGACACAGAAGACGGUAGUAAGAGUUAGUCCGCAUUCACCCCUUCAAGAACUCAUACCAAUUAUCUGUAGUAAAUGUGAGUUUGAUCCUUCACACACUCUGCUGUUGAAGAAUUACCAGUCUCAAGAACCCCUUGAUGUGACAAAAUCUCUUAAUGACCUUGGACUAAGAGAAUUAUAUGCCAUGGAUAUCAGUCGAGCCACAUCACCAGUUGAUUUAAAUUUACCGUCUUUGCAAGACUCCUACCAAUCUGAAAACUUAGAUGUUCUGAAGGAGAAAGAAAACAAAGGAUUUUUCAGCUUUUUUCAACGAAGCAAGAAGAAAAAAGAACAAGCUGCCAGUGCCCCAGCAACUCCAUUGAUGAGCAAGCCAAGGCCAACAUUUAUCACGAGAUCUAACACUGUUAGCAAGCAGUAUGAUUCAAACACUCUGCCAUCUGAAAUGCCGAAGAAACGGAGAGCUCCUUUACCGCCUAUGCCAAAUUCUCAGAGCGCUCCCCAGGAACUUGCACAAGCCCAGGUCAGACCGGCAUCUGAUAUUGUGAAAUCUAACAGCUUUGAUAGGAAUGAACAGGCCCCUCUGGAAUUAGUACGGAAGGGUUCUCUGCCGCUCAGUGACGCUGCUUCCGUGAACAGCUCUCUACGAAGGAUGAAGCGCAAAGCACCCUCACCACCCUCUAGAGCACCAGAAGAUCAAAGUGAAAGCAGUAGUGAGACUGUAACAGAGUCAACAGAAUCAGUCCCUACUGAAGUGGAAGAAAGAGCCACCGAAAUGCAGUCUGAAACAGGUGUAAGGAGCUCAGAGUACAACCUGGAAGAAAUUGAUGAAAGGGAAGAGAUGAGUGUGCAACAGAGAGAGGACAGUGAAAGUACAAAUACCUUGCUCAGGAUAGGAGAGGUUACUGCAGCCUUCAGCUCUGCUGAGGUACCACUGGAAACUGAAAAAAAUGAUCCUGCUUCAUCAGCUCCAGUUCCUGGCAGUGUUUCUGUAGACAACUCACAAAGCUUCAAGGAAGAAAAACAAGAAAAUAUGAGCACAGAUGGCAAAGGACUACAGACUAAGAUAAGCAGUGAGCAAGCUGCAUUUGAAAAAGACAGGAAGCUUAGAAUUUUGGAUCAAAACAAAACUGAUGUUAAAGAUCACAGUGAUACAAAACUCCUUCCAACAACAGAAGAAGGGAAAGAACUUCAGACAGCUGAAAUUAAAACAGAAGAUUUUAGAGAAAAUAACAAGCUUGAAGUUGACAGACUAUCAAACUGCCAGGCAUGUGAAUAUGACAUCUCUGUAAGUCAUAGGAAUUAUCCUCAACUGAUUCCAGAAAAGCAAGAUCAGAAAACAAAUCAAACCAGCUUGGACACAGUAAAAACUCAGGAUGUUGCAAUCCAGACAGGUCCAUUGGAUAGCAAUUUGGAAAGGACUACACAGAAAGAAAUUGUUGUACCUCAGGGUUGUGAAUCAUCCACAUUUAGAGGACUGGUCCCUCAGCACAACACAGAUAUAAACAAUCCCCUUCUUCAAGUGAUGGAUGGAAUACGAGAGGAUGAAGAUACUUCUACAGAACAAAAUCUUGAGAGACAAGAAGUUACCCAUGAAAAAGUAAUUCCCAUGAAAGAUCAGAGUCACGUUUGUUUAAAUGGCAGUAAUCUUGCUUCACCAGAAACAACUGCAAAAACUCCUGAUGGUUCUCCUGUAAAAUGUCAUGCUCUGUAUAGACAGGACACCAAACCUAAACCCAAGCCCGCUAAUGAAAUUACAAGGGAUUACAUACCAAAAAUUGGAAUGACUACUUAUAAAAUAGUGCCUCCAAAAUCCUUAGAAAUAAUGAAGAGCUGGGAAUCAGAAAUUCCAUCGGAUUAUAAGGAUCAAGAGAUAUCUACUUUGGAAAACUCUCUGAAGCAUGAAGACCCCAAAGAAUUCAUAGUGAAAGCUGAAAUUCCUCAUCUUCCAAAAAGUGUGGGUCAUUCACAGGCUGGUUCACAAAAUGAACCUGCAGCAGCAAAUGAUGUGCUGCACAGACUGAACAGCAUUUCUGAACGUGUUGUGACGUCUGGAGCUGAGAUUAUUUCUGAGAGCAAUUGGACGGAAACACAGUCUUCCAAACAGCGUGUCCCACUGAUGCUAAGCUUGGAUAAUACAAAUCCUUCUUCUGAGACUCAGGACAAGUCAAGUGCAUUAAGUCCUACAACAAAGCCUAGUUCUUUUUAUCUGCAGAUGCAACGAAGAGCUUCAGGUCAUUAUGUGACAUCUGCAAUUGCCAGAAGUACAGUUUGUGCUCCUAAUUCCAUUCAAAAUGAAGCUAAGAAUACAGAGGUGGGAAAAAAAAUCUCAUCACCUGAUCCAACUUCUUUGUCUUUACAUAAAACAAGUACUUCUCCUCCUCCAGCAGAUGAAGAAAAAGUUGAUGAUGGAAAAAAAAUUGAAUCUUCCACUUCUGCUGUUAAAAGCAAUAAACCUCCAAGUUUUCCCUCCUGUCCACCAGCACCAUUGAACCUAAGAACUCUAAGAACUUUUGCAGUUCCAAAGCCGUACUCCAGUUCGAGACCAUCCCCUUUUGCUCUUGCUGUCUCAUCCGCAGUCAAAAGGUCACAAUCAUUCAAUAAGAUGCGUACAAUCACUAGCCAGGCACCGAAAGAGGAAUUUCCUGGUGAAGUCUCCUCUGCUGCUUCAGCAGCUGAAUCCUCCUCACCUACCUCCGUGCCUCAAGUGAAAAAUCCUUCCUUACAGACCAUAACAGGGGGGUCACAAAAUAGUCUAAUGAAUAAGAAAGGCAGCAAUGUGAAUACUGAGCAGAAGAGUCAGGCGCAGUCAGGUGCUUCCACUGACCACCCACCCCCUGUCACUAAGAGACAAACCACGAUGACGUUCCAGUGCUCUGACCCAGAACAGAUCCACCAGAGCUUGCUGGCUGCAAUCCGCUCUGGAGAAGCUGCUGCCAAAUUGAAAAGGGUUGGUCCUCCAUCAAACACCAUAUCUGUCAAUGGAAGAGCCAGGCUUACUCAUUUGUAUUCCACAGAAGCAAAAGCUGAUCACUAGAUAUUAUACCAAAUAUUUUGCACUUUACUACUGCUUCAUAGGCCAACUUAAUACUAACUACAGAUUUUUGAAAGUGUAAAUGCAAGUAUAUGUUAAUAUAUUUUUGUCAAUUGUUAUAGGAAUUUCAAGCUGGGUCCUUUGAUGCCUUGGAAAGAUUAUUAGAGUAUGUAAAUUAUGGUAAUAUUUUGCCUUUUUCUCUUUAUAAAGCUGACUAUGCUGCUAAAAAGGUUUAAGAGAAGGUGCAGAUGAGCUUUGCUUAUGUUAGAAUGAGAAUCAAAAAUUCUUGAUUUUAGCCUUCAAGACUGAACAAUAUGUAGCACUAUGUUGAAAUUACAGAUUUAAAGCAAUCUAAGAAUUUUAGAUCAUUAAUUUUCAAUUGUGUAUUACUUUAACAGAUUGUAUGAAUAUAAAUCUACCACAUGCUGCCUCCAUAUUACUUUGUUAAAUUAAAUUUGUAAUUAGUAGAAAAUCUCUAAUUAUAUGCAAUACUGUUUCUGGUUAAAAA